UUGAAAAAGAAAACGAAGUUUUAUUUAGUUUUGACAUUUCUCAUUUAGUUUAAUAUGAAGAUUAUUAAUAAAAAACUCUUUUUAUAAACAUCAAUACAGAAAAUAUAGAUGAAAACUACUUCUUUUUUACCUAAAUAGAAUAUGAUUAAUACGAUGCUUUACUUUAACAUUACAUAUAAGAACCAAAAGUAAUUCUAACAAAUUUACAAAAACUAAAUUAAUAAUACAAUGAUGAAGAAUUGCAAAUUGAAGAAAAAAAUUAAAAUAAACUAAUAUUACAAGACAAAUAAAAAAUAAUAUUAUUAGAAUUACUAGAAGUUACAUUAAUAACAGAAGUAGAACUAAAAGGAUAAAGAUAGUUUAGGAAAGCCUUAAUAAUAAUAAAUAGAUUGA
Molecule: messenger RNA, 393 nt
Organism: Ichthyophthirius multifiliis
Lineage: Eukaryota; Ciliophora; Oligohymenophorea; Hymenostomatida
Exons: 1
Source: RefSeq, a predicted model, not a curated record